Messenger RNA from Mesitornis unicolor (brown roatelo), 2824 nucleotides. RefSeq names its product adenosine deaminase, RNA-specific, B1 (gene ADARB1). Gene Ontology annotation, biological process: adenosine to inosine editing; RNA processing. The transcript is spliced from 9 exons. Gene Ontology annotation, molecular function: double-stranded RNA binding; tRNA-specific adenosine deaminase activity; double-stranded RNA adenosine deaminase activity. Gene Ontology annotation, cellular component: cytoplasm; nucleolus. Lineage: Eukaryota; Metazoa; Chordata; Aves; Mesitornithiformes; Mesitornithidae. The coding region runs from base 37 to 2136 and encodes 699 amino acids. The record is from RefSeq and is a predicted model, not a curated record.
CUCCGCCAGCCAAGAAACCAGCAAAGAUAUUUCACAAUGGAUGUAGACGAUGAAGAAAACAUGAGUUCGAGCAGCACCGAUGUUAAAGAAAACCGCAACGUGGACAACGUCCCCCCCAAGGACGGUGUUGGGCAAGGCGCUGGGGAGGGGGCGCAGCUCUCCAACGGCGGUGGCAGCAGCAGCAGAAAGCGUCCUUUGGAGGAGGGCAACAAUGGCCACUCCAAAUUUCGCCCAAAGAAGAGGAAGAAAACACCCGGCCCUGUUCUGCCAAAGAAUGCCCUGAUGCAACUUAAUGAGAUUAAACCCGGUUUACAGUACAAACUCCUCUCCCAGACAGGGCCAGUCCAUGCCCCCAUGUUCGUGAUGGCAGUCGAAGUCAAUGGACAGGUAUUUGAGGGGUCUGGCCCAACGAAAAAGAAAGCCAAGCUUCAUGCUGCCGAGAAAGCUCUGCGAUCUUUCGUCCAGUUUCCAAAUGCCUCGGAAGCCCACUUGGCAAUGGGGAGGACUCUGUCGGUCAACACGGACUUCACUUCUGACCAAGCGGACUUCCCUGACACCCUUUUCAAUGGGUUUGAGACACCGGUCCCUUCUGAUGCUUCCUUUUAUCUAGGGUCCAACGGGGAUGGGUCCUUUAGCUCUAGCGGAGACUACGGUUUGACAUCGUCUGCUGUAGCCAGCAGCCUUUCCCAGUCACCUCUCCCUGCACCGCCACCCUACCCCUCCGCCAGCGGGAAGAACCCCGUCAUGAUCCUCAAUGAGCUGCGACCGGGGCUGAAGUAUGAGUUUCUCUCAGAGAGCGGGGAGAGCCACGCCAAAAACUUUGUCAUGGCCGUGGCAGUGGACGGUCAGACUUUUGAAGGCUCGGGAAGGAAUAAAAAGCUGGCAAAAGCUCGAGCCGCUCAGUCAGCCCUGGCUUCCUUGUUUAACAUGCAGCUGGACCAGACCCCAUCUCGACAGCCCAUUCCCAGCGAGGGGCUCCAGUUACACUUGCCACAGGUUUUAGCUGAUGCUGUCGCACGCUUGGUUGUAGAUAAAUUCAGUGAUUUGACAGAAAAUUUCACGUCUCCACAUGCACGUAGAAAAGUCCUUGCUGGAAUUGUCAUGACAACAGGUACAGAUGUGAAAGAUGCCUUGGUAAUAAGUGUUUCUACCGGAACAAAAUGCAUCAAUGGUGAAUACAUGAGUGAUCGUGGUCUCGCGUUAAAUGAUUGCCAUGCAGAAAUUAUAUCUCGCCGGUGCCUGCUUAAAUUUCUGUAUACACAACUUGAGCUUUAUCUAAGCAAUAAAGAUGAUCAACAAAAAUCCAUUUUUAUCAAGUCGGAGCGAGGCGGGUUUAAACUGAAGGAGAAUGUGCAGUUUCAUCUCUAUAUCAGCACAUCUCCUUGUGGCGACGCGAGGAUUUUCUCACCACACGAAGCAGCACAAGAGGAUCAAGGGGACAGGCAUCCAAACCGCAAAGCGAGAGGACAGCUACGGACAAAAAUAGAAUCUGGGGAAGGGACCAUCCCCGUGCGCUCUACUACCACCAUCCAGACGUGGGAUGGUGUUCUGCAAGGAGAAAGGCUACUUACCAUGUCCUGCAGUGACAAGAUAGCGAGGUGGAACGUAUUGGGUAUUCAAGGAGCCUUACUUAGCCUCUUUGUGGAGCCAAUUUACUUCUCUAGCAUCAUCUUGGGGAGUUUAUAUCAUGGGGAUCAUCUAUCCAGAGCCGUAUACCAGAGGAUAGCAGAGAUAGAAGAUCUACCACCUCUUUAUACACUCAACAGACCUUUACUUAGUGGUAUUAGCAAUGCGGAAGCCCGUCAACCAGGGAAAGCACCAAACUUCAGUGUGAACUGGACAGUAGGGGACACUGGUCUUGAAGUUAUUAACGCUACAACCGGCAAAGAUGAAAUGGGUCGUGCAUCUCGCCUUUGUAAGCAUGCUUUUUACAGCCGCUGGAUGCGUAUUCAUGCAAAGCUUUCCUCCAGCUUGCGCUCAAAGAUCUUCAAGCCUAACCUGUACCACGAAACCAAGCAAGGAGCCACCGAGUAUCAAACUGCCAAACAGUGUUUGUUUAAAGCAUUCCUGAAGGCGGGACUUGGAGCCUGGGUGGAGAAGCCCAUAGAACAGGAUCAGUUUUCUCUCACCGUCUAAUUCGCAGACUGCACAUCACUUUGGAAAGGAGGUUGUUCUGGAAAUUCCUGGUGUCCAGCAUCGCUUUCUGGCAUCUCCACAGCUGUCAAAACAUCUUUUUACUGUUUUGAGUUGGGUUUUUCUUUCCUUUGGGUUUCUUUUUUUUUUUUUCCUUUGAAACCUCAUAGUAACUGUUUCUGUUUUGCCUAAGCAUUGAAACUUGAGGAUCUGACACAUAAUUGUAUAUUUUGUUAUGGGGAAGUAAUUUCUGGUGUAUUUCUAGAAAUACUUUUACUGUAGAAAACUUGCAGUAAGGCUGUCCUUACAGCAUACAGUGACUCAUUUUUUCUGGGUUAAAAUAGUUUCUUUUUUUAAUUGAAUGUCAUUGAGUGCAUGAAGAAAUGGAAGUUUCUCUAGGUUUUACACCACACUUUUAGGAAGUAGCUUAAUUUCUUAAAAAGAAAAUAGGUGACAAAGCUGAUUUUACUCCUCUGUUAACUUGUUUCUGAACUGCAGAUAUCUACCAUAUAGACCCCAGAGCCAGAAUGGAGUCUGGACAGCUAGUUUUUCCCCCACUUCCUUGCUCUUUAAAACCAGCUGCUGAAAAUUUCAUGUCUCGAUGUAUGUAUUUAUUAGUCUGUGACCCAGUUUUUAACAUGCAGCUUUUAAUUCUGUUUUUAAAAAUACAUUUACCUCCCAUUUACACACA